This is a messenger RNA of Suncus etruscus (white-toothed pygmy shrew), 953 nucleotides long. Its product is annotated as 60S ribosomal protein L6-like. The record is from RefSeq and is a predicted model, not a curated record. Gene Ontology annotation, biological process: translation. Lineage: Eukaryota; Metazoa; Chordata; Mammalia; Eulipotyphla; Soricidae. The transcript has a single exon. Gene Ontology annotation, molecular function: structural constituent of ribosome. Gene Ontology annotation, cellular component: ribosome.
UCGGAACCUUAAUUCUCUUUCCCGUCUUGCAAGAUGGCGGGUGAAAAACAGGCCGAGAAGCCGGCUGCUAAGAAGAAAGUAGGACCCAAGGCUGGUGGCCCAGAUGGCAAGAUCCAGAAGAAGCGCAAGGCUCUUAAGAUUAAGAAGGGCAAGCCUCACUGCAGCUGAAACCCGGUGCUAGUCAGGGGGAUCGGCCGUUAUUCCAGGUCUGCUAUGUAUUCCAGGAAGGCCAUGUACAAGCGGAAAUACUCGGCUGCCAAGUCCAAGGUUGAGAAGAAAAAGAAGGAGAAGGUUCUUGCUACAGUCACUAAGCCUGUUGGUGGGGACAAGAAUGGCGGUACCCGGGUCGUUAAACUGCGCAAGAUGCCUAGAUACUAUCCGACUGAGGAUGUGCCUCGGAAGCUGCUGAGCCAUGGCAAAAAACCCUUCAGUCAGCAUGUGAGGCGACUUCGGGCCAGCAUCACUCCUGGAACUGUCUUGAUCAUCCUUACCGGACGCCACAGGGGCAAGAGGGUGGUUUUCCUGAAACAGCUGGAGAGCGGCUUACUACUUGUGACAGGACCUCUGACCCUCAAUCGAGUUCCUCUGCGUAGAACACACCAGAAAUUUGUCAUCGCCACCUCCACCAAAGUUGAUAUCAGUGGUGUGAAAAUUCCCAAGCAUCUCACCGAUGCUUACUUCAAAAAGAAGAGGCUGCGAAAACCCAGGCACCAGGAAGGCGAGAUUUUCGACACAGAGAAGGAGAAAUAUGAGAUCACAGAGCAGCGCAAGGUUGACCAGAAGGCUGUGGACUCUCAGCUUCUGCCCAAAAUCAAGGCUGUUCCUCAACUUCAGGGCUACUUACGCUCUGUGUUUGCACUCUCAAAUGGAGUUUAUCCGCACAAACUGGUGUUCUGAGCUUCUUCCAAGGCACCUUAAUAAAUCAUCAAUCCAUAAAAAAAAAAAGAAAAGAA